ACACCUGUUCUGCGCAGGUGGUCGCAGUGUACCUCAAGACAUUAUUUAAGACCAGACACUUGGAUCUAUUGUCGUGUACAUCAUAGACUUAAAAUGGCAGUAUGUACUUUAGCUGUGUUCACUGCCGUUUUUGUGUGUUCUGUGUCUGGCCAGUUCCCGCGCGCCUGUAUGACUGUAGACGGGAUCGUGUCUAAAGAGUGUUGUCCUGAGUUGAUCUCUCCGGACGGACAGAACCUCGGCGUGUGCGGAGAGAACGCCAGCCGGGGCUCCUGUCAGGACCUGACCGUCCCCGACAUCCCCCACAACCCGGAAUAUCCCUUCACCAACGUGGACGACCGAGAACGAUGGCCCAACAAGUUCUUCAACCGGACCUGCGCGUGUCAGGGCAACUUCUGGGGCUACAACUGCGGCGAGUGUCGGUACGGCUGGACGGGAGAGAGCUGUGCCCAGCCGGCCCCGCCAGUCUUACGGAAGAACAUUCAGAACUGUACGGCGGAGGAAAGACGGCGGUUCGUGGACGCCUUGGACCAGGCCAAGAGAAGCGUCCAUCCUGACUACAUCAUCUGUAAGGAACACUGGCUCGGUUUGCUGGGACCAAACGGCACGGAGCCGCAAGUGACAAACGUGACGAUCUAUGACCUGUUUGUGUGGAUGCAUUACUACGCUGUUAGAGACACACUACUGGGUCCAAACCAACCGUGGAGGGAGAUAGACUUUGCACAUGAAGGUCCCGCCUACAACACCUGGCACCGGAUGCACCUGUUGUGGCUGGAACGGGAGAUACAGAAGAUGUUGGGAGAUGAGAGCUUCGCGCUGCACUACUGGGACUGGUCGGUAGGAGGUACGGAGUGUGACGUGUGUACAGACGACAUGAUGGGAGCCCGCCACCCCCUGAACCCGACUGCCCUGAGCCCCGGCUCGCCCUUCUCCCGCUGGCAGUCCGUCUGUAUGAGUCUGGACGACUACAACCGGCUGGUGACGCUGUGUAACGGGACGGACGAGGGGCCGAUCUUCCGCAACCCCGGCGGGAACGUGGACCGGCCCGACUUCAGGACGCUCCCCAGCCGAAGAGAUGUCGGACGCUGUCUGGACCUCCCGCUCUACGACAACCCGAACUGGACGGAGACUGCCGAGCGGAGUUUCCGGAACACGCUGGAAGGGUUCGACCAUCCUGACGGGGAGUACGACCCAAGUAUCCGCUCCCUGCACAACCUGGCGCACCUGUUCCUCAACGGCACGGCCUCCAUCACACACGCCUCAGCUAACGACCCCAUCUUCGUCCUGCUGCAUUCUUACAGUGACGCCAUCUUUGAUGCCUGGCUGGUUCUGCAAAACGCGUCGUCAUUGGUCAGCUACCCGGAGGAGGGCGCCCCUAUAGGUCACAACCUGAACAGCACCAUGGUGCCGUUCUUCCCUGUGGUCACCAACGCAGACGUCUUUCAGUUUUCACAGGACAUCGGUUAUGCUUUCGACGCUCUUCCUGAAAGGGUGCCAGAGGGACCAUCUCAACUCACCAGCUUAGAGAUUUUCGGCAUGGGAGCCGGGGCCUUCAUAGGUUGUGUCGUGUGUGUCCUGGUCGCGUUCGGGAUCGCUCGUAAGUUGUCGGCAAAACGUUGGGGAGGACCCGACGGCAAGGGAGUGUACCAACCACUCCUGAAGGAGGAGGACGGCAGGGGGCGCUGCUACACGGCGGAUACUACUGUAACAUUCAUGGAUAACGACGUCAGGUGUAACGUGGAUCGCCGGUAGAUAUAAAGGGCGACAUGAAACUACCUGUGUCGGGGAGGAUUUGUAAAUAUUGCUCCUCAAAUGCAGUGGAAGACGAAAAUCAUUUCAUCUCUAAUUGUUCAUUUCAUGACGAUAUCAGAAAACAAUUACCAGUAUUUACCACCGUGUCCAAAUUGCUCCCUCUAUCCCCUACCACGAGAAAACAAUUUUACUACUAAAAUCAAAGCACCCUAUAGAAGUGGGUAAAUUCCAUUGCCUCAAAAGAAGAAGUCAAACCCAGCAAAACUAGUAUCAUGUAUGUUGUAAAAUGCUGUAUAAUGCUAGACAUAGUCCCUCAUACCGUUGUAUUUUCUUUUUUACCACCUCCUUUAUCUUAUCUGUUUUUUUCUUCCA
This is a messenger RNA of Branchiostoma belcheri (Belcher's lancelet), 2121 nucleotides long. Its product is annotated as L-dopachrome tautomerase-like. Gene Ontology annotation, molecular function: oxidoreductase activity. The transcript is spliced from 7 exons. Bases 94 to 1749 code for a protein of 551 amino acids. NCBI's taxonomy places the organism in Eukaryota, Metazoa, Chordata, Leptocardii, Amphioxiformes, Branchiostomatidae. The record is from RefSeq and is a predicted model, not a curated record.